Messenger RNA from Pelobates cultripes (western spadefoot toad), 630 nucleotides. NCBI's taxonomy places the organism in Eukaryota, Metazoa, Chordata, Amphibia, Anura, Pelobatidae. The record is from the annotation of a GenBank genome assembly.
AUGCCCCCCUGCCCCCCCCCUCCAGUGGCGGAUGCCACGGAGGGCUCGGGCGAGUCCAGCCCCCCCCCCUGCCCCCCGGCGACAGCUCGUAGGGCUCAGAUUAGCCCAGCCCUCCCUCCCCCCCAGCGGCAGCACGGAGGGCUCAAGCGGGUCCAACCCCCCUUCCCCCCAGCGACAGCACAGAGGGCUCAGACAGAUCCAACCCCCCCCCCCAGCAACAGCGUGGAGGGCUCAACGGAUCGGGUCCCCCACCCACCCCAGACCGCAGGUGCACAGCAGAGUUGCACCGGGGAGGGGGGAAAUACAGCUCGCACACCGUGGGUGUUCACCGGCGGCGUUGCGCUGGAUCGCAACUCUCAUCACCCCCCCCCCCCACGAUGGGCCUUACUUACCCGUCAGAAGGGAAAUCACUCACCCGGCUGGAACUCCCUCUACAGGUUCAAGUCUGCUACUGCCAUAAAGCACGUCCAGUUUUCAGCAUUACAAAUGGCAAAGCAGGCUGUAACCUCUAGGGGCAGCACAGUCACUCACAGGCAUUUAAAGGGGAAGUCACAUUACACAUUUCUAGUCAAGUGCAUAUAUAAUAUAAUAGAUAUUACUGUAAUAACGGAGUAUAUAAUCGAUAAAUAG